Molecule: messenger RNA, 748 nt
Organism: Cajanus cajan (pigeon pea)
Lineage: Eukaryota; Viridiplantae; Streptophyta; Magnoliopsida; Fabales; Fabaceae
Gene: JAZ8
Product: jasmonate-zim-domain protein 8
Biological process (GO): regulation of defense response; regulation of jasmonic acid mediated signaling pathway; response to wounding
Cellular component (GO): nucleus
Source: RefSeq, a predicted model, not a curated record
ACACAUCUCUCAUUUUCCUCUUCUUCUCUCCAUAUCCAUCAUCAUCAUCAUCUUCAAUUCUUCUCUCUCACCAAUCCCUUUUCAUACCAUGAGGAGAAACUGCAACUUGGAACUUGCCCUCUUUCCUCCCUGCGAUUCUGGCCCUCGCCACCACUCUUUGGUUGAAGAUGCUAGUGAGAUCAGCCCAAUGCAAAAUUACCACCACCGCCAGGAACAGCAACAGCCUCUCACCAUUUUCUAUGAUGGAAAGAUUUGUGUUGCCGAUGUCACAGAGCUUCAGGCCAAAUCCAUUUUAAUGCUUGCGAAUAAAAGAAUGGAGCAAAGAGUGAGAACAGCAAGUGGGUCAGAGCCAUCUUCACCAACAACCAUGCAAUCUCCUAAUCAACUAUAUAGCCCUGGCACUGGCACUGGCACUGGUCUCUCCAUGAGAAAAUCGUUGCAGAGGUUCCUUCAUAAGAGAAAGAUUCGGGCCCAAGAAGCAUCGCCAUAUCAUCACUAGUUAAUUUUCAAGAAAUGGACGAACCAAUUCAAAAUUGUUUUGUUGUUUCAGACGAGUGUCUAUUUAGAAUCAGAUUUUUAUUCUUUUUUUAUUUCUUUUUUUAUUUUUUUAAAUAUACUUAGUAGGUUUACGAGGUUUCUUCACACUUUCUUUUUUGUUUGAAAUCUUGAAUAUUAUCGUAGCAAUAUAGGCUGUAAAUUAUGACAUAUUGUGAAAGCUUAAUUUAAAUUUUUUUAUUUUUAAGGUAGA